UUGAGCGGAGACAGAAUGAAAUACAGAGCAGGGUUUCUGACAGUGGUGUGCGCCUGGAUGGUGAUUCUGAUUCAAAGAUUGGAUGCAGGACAUGCACCAAAGAAACACGCCGCUGGUGUUUCAUGCAGACUGAAGGAGCUGACGGAGCUCACCAGAAGUCUGGUUAUAGAAAGCUUGACAGGUUUUGACGAAGCCAAUGGGGAUCACCUGGGUGCUUGGCCCCCUGGCUUCCCUGAGCUCCAGGUCCAAGCGAACUCAACUCUCAAUGGGUCAAAAGUUCAGUGCAGCUUCCUCUUCAUGGCUCAAGGCCUGAAGGAAGUCCUGGACGACCAGAAGAACAACCUCAAUCCCAAAGAUGUUUCACUUCACGAUAAGCUCACCCGCACCAUCUCCAAGGUCAACUCGCUCACAGCGUGUGCGAAGAAUAUUCUCGGAGGGGAAUGCUCCCCGAAGCCACCCCCAGCCAAAAUGCCCACGCAUGCUUUUGAUAGGAAGCAGUGGAGUCACACUCUGUUGAAGACAGCCAGCGGCUAUCUAGACUGGUUUGGGGUCCAAAUUUCCAAGGUCAAGAAAACGAUAAAACGUAAAACUGAAGGAAACCUUCAGAAGUACUUAGAGGGGAGUGGAUAUCUCUUGUAACCAGUUUAUGAGGCAAGGUUCCAGUUAAAGGCAGCUUUUUUGUUUUUUAAUGGUGAAAGAUUUGUUGAUGCUUAUUUGUAAUGCA
Anoplopoma fimbria (sablefish) is the source of this 724-nucleotide messenger RNA. RefSeq lists its product as uncharacterized. NCBI's taxonomy places the organism in Eukaryota, Metazoa, Chordata, Actinopteri, Perciformes, Anoplopomatidae. The coding region runs from base 16 to 639 and encodes 207 amino acids. The transcript has 3 exons. The record is from RefSeq and is a predicted model, not a curated record.